Penicillium odoratum is the source of this 1587-nucleotide messenger RNA. RefSeq lists its product as uncharacterized. Gene Ontology annotation, molecular function: carbohydrate:proton symporter activity. The transcript has 7 exons. Lineage: Eukaryota; Fungi; Ascomycota; Eurotiomycetes; Eurotiales; Aspergillaceae. Bases 1 to 1587 code for a protein of 528 amino acids. Gene Ontology annotation, biological process: carbohydrate transport; transmembrane transport. Gene Ontology annotation, cellular component: membrane. The record is from RefSeq and is a predicted model, not a curated record.
AUGUUGAAAAAGACCGCGACUGGAACUUGGCUGCCCGCAUGGGUUCCGGAGUCUACAGCAACACUCUCCAUCCUGUUGCUGAUCUGCUCCAUCGUUCAAUCUGCAACGGGUGGCUAUGACGGAUCAAUGCUCAACGGCCUCAAUAUCCUACCAUCCUACACCGAUUAUUUCAAUCUGAAUAAUGCAACUACCGGAUUGAAUACCGCGUCCGUGUCUAUCGGUGGUUUGCUCGGCCCACUUAUCUCGGGUGUCAUGACAGAUAGAUUGGGUCGGCGCCCGGCCAUUUUUUGGGGUUCGAUAUUGACCAUUGUCGGAAUCAUUCUGCAGACUGCCGCCCAGAACAUUGCCAUGUUCGUGGUCGCCCGAAUCAUUCUUGGGUUUGGGUCUGCCAUCACAGGCAUUGCUGGAGGAGUGUAUCUUGCGGAAUCGUUUCCGAGUCGGUGGCGUGCGUGGGGAGUCGGUCUGUUGAACGAUUUUUAUUACGUCGGAGCCUUGAUCGCGGCCGGAGUUACCCUCGGCACUGGUCAGUGGGAGUCUACGUGGGCUUGGAGAGCCCCUUCGCUCCUCCAAGCGGUUUUCUCACUGCUUUGCAUCCUCACGCUACCAUUCAUUUUGAGGACUAAAAGCCAGUACAGCCCCGAGUCCCCUCGCUGGCUUGUUCACCAAGGAUACUAUACAGAGGCCCGUAUUUCCGUGGCACAGACAAACGCAAAUGGCAACCUUGCCGAUCCAAUUGUUAUUGCAAUUUUCAAAGAGAUUGUGGAUACUUUGAAGUGGGAAAAGGAAAACGGGCAUGAUAUGAGCCCUGUUGAGAUCUUCAAGUCCCCUUCCGCCCGAAGGCGACUGCUUAUUGGAAUGUCCCCGGGCCCAUUCUCUUGUAUUGCAGGGAAUAUCAUCGCUUCAUACUAUUUUGGGUCGGAGCUUGACACAGCUGGUAUCACUAAUACGAACGAUCAGCUCAAGGCGAACGUGGUUCUCAAUGUCUGGUGCCUUGCCUGUUGCCUUGUAGGCACUCACCUGAUCGCCAGAUGGGGACGGAAGCCUACAGCAAUGCUGUCCCAGAUUCUGCUCAGCGCUUGUUUGUUCAUUAUUGGCGGGCUGUCGAAGACUUAUGCAUCUGACCCACACGGCGCAUCAAACUCCCUUGUUUAUGGUAAUGUGGCAGUGAUGUUUCUCUUCCAAGGAUUCUACUCUGUUGCAUGGACGCCUCUUCUAUAUCUCUAUCCACCUGAGAUAAUGAAUUACUCUAUUCGCGCCAAUGGAAUGGCGUUUUCAUCCUUUGUUCUCAACGCGUUUGCUCUCGUCUUCACAUUUAUCAUGCCAAUUGGUCUAGGAAACAUUGGAUGGAAGAUGUACAUGAUCAACGCAUCGUGGGACCUUGUAAUUCUCGGCCUGAUCUCGCAGGCGUAUUAUUGGGUCGAAACCAAGGGUAAGACUUUGGAGGAGAUUGACGCGCUAUUUGAAGGAGAGAAACACUCCUCGGUCCCGGAUGUCGAGAAAGUCCGACGCGGUCAGAAAGAGCUUGAUACCGAUGUGGUAGAGGAUCAGCUGGCUGCGGAGCUGGGUCCUGUAUCUCUGAAGCAGUAG